Strongylocentrotus purpuratus (purple sea urchin) is the source of this 3997-nucleotide messenger RNA. RefSeq lists its product as uncharacterized. Bases 146 to 1204 code for a protein of 352 amino acids. NCBI's taxonomy places the organism in Eukaryota, Metazoa, Echinodermata, Echinoidea, Camarodonta, Strongylocentrotidae. The record is from RefSeq and is a predicted model, not a curated record. The transcript is spliced from 5 exons.
GAGAGUUUACCUGUACAUUAUACAAAGAAGCGGAUUAUCAAACAGAUAAAACUGCAUGAGGCCCAGCGGGUGCCAGGUACCAUCAUUCAGAGUGCUAAAUAAGGUGUACUUACCAACCAGUGUGCUUUGAGGAUUUGAUUCAGACAUGUUCCUACCUCGAACAUCAAAAGCAAGUGUGUCUUUAUACGUGUCACUAGGUGUAACACAGAACGCAAGUCAAGAUGACAUAAAAAGUGCAUAUAAGUUGCUUCACAUCAAGUACACAAAGACAGGAGCAAAGCGAAAGUUGAAGGAAGUUGAGAAGGCUUAUAGCAUUCUUGGUGAUCCAUCUAAGCGAGCGAUGUAUGAUAAACAUGGAUCGGUGAAAUGGUGGGCGAAGAUACAAAAACCAUUCUCACCUGAAGCUAUGGACAAACAAGGUCCCGUCAUGAAGGGUCUAUUGACAUUCUGUUUCACUACGACUUGUUGUUGUUUCUGCUACUGCUGCCAUCACUGUUGUGGCACAUGCCAAUCUCCUACAUGCGACCACGACGACGAUGAGAUCUACAUCAGGACGAAUUUUCCAGAGUACCUCACGCAAGGCUCGACCUCAUCUACUUUCUUCCGAAGACGUCAACAUAAGGAAAUAAAGCAAGCCGCGAGGAGGAGAAGACGAGAUAAUCUGUUCGCGAAGAGGGGUCAGCAGAAGUCGGAAGAUAACAGUGAACAAGACGAACAAGAAUGCGAGGUAAAAGGUGACGACGCGAAUGAGAAGACAGACGGUAACGACAAUCCGAUCAAGAGAACAAAUAGGUCACUUAUUAGUAAGGACAGUGGGUAUGAUCUCGGAGUAGAUAACAAUGGAUAUGUCAAUGAUCUGGAUGGUGUAAGUAUUAAUGAUAGUGAGGGUUUCGGUGAAGAAAUCGAAUUAGAUCAAGCUUCGAUUGAGGUACACGAGAUAGAGAAUCAAGGCAACUCAGUCGACCAAGGGAAUUCUCCUAGUUCGGAUACUUCGAAUGAUCUCAAGGAGAGUAACCUAGAUGAGAUAGAGAAUCAAGAAAACUCAGAGCAAGAGAAUUCUUCUAGCUCAGAAACUUCGAAUGAUCUCACGGAGAGUAACGUAGAUGAGAUAGAGAAUCAAGAAAACUCAGACCAAGAGAAUUCUCCUAGUCCUAGCUCAGAUAUUUCGAAUGAUGUCAAGGAUUGUAGCUUAGAUUGUUUAUGAAAUAAGAUCAGUUUAGAAUGUUCCAAAAAUAAGAUCAAUUUAGAAUGUUCAUGAAAUAAGAUCAAUUCAGAAUGUUCAUGAAAUAAAAUCAGUUCAGAAUGUUCAUGAAAUAAGAUCAGUUCAGAAUGUUCAUGAAAUAAGUUCAAUUCAGAAUAUUCAUGAAAUAAGAUCAAUUCAGAAUGUUCAUGAAAUAAGAUCAAUUUAGAAUGUUCAUGAAAUAAGAUAAGUUCAGAAUGUUCAUGAAAUAAGAUCAAUUUAGAAUGUUCAUGAAAUAAGAUCAGUUCAGAAUGUUCAUGAAAUAAAAUCAGUUCAGAAUGUUCAUGAAAUAAGAUCAGUUCAGAAUGUUCAUGAAAUAAAAUCAAUUCAGAAUGUUCAUGAGAUAAGAUCAACUCAGAAUGUUCAUGAGAUAAGAUCAACUCAGAAUGUUCAUGAAAUAAAAUCAAUUCAGAAUGUUCAUGAGAUAAGAUCAAUUCAGAAUGUUCAUGAGAUAAGAUCAACUCAGAAUGUUCAUGAAAUAAAAUCAAUUCAGAAUGUUCAUGAGAUAAGAUCAACUCAGAAUGUUCAUGAAAUAAGAUCAAUUCAGAAUGUUCAUGAAAUAAGAUCAAUUUAGAAUGUUCAUGAAAUAAGAUCAACUCAGAAUGUUCAUGAAAUAAGAUCAAUUCAGAAUAUUCAUGAAAUAAGAUCAGUUCAGAAUGUUCAUGAAAUAAGAUCAAUACAGAAUGUUCAUGAGAUAAGAUCAGUUCAGAAUGUUCAUGAAAUAAGAUAAGUUCAGAAUGUUCAUAAAACAACAUCAGUUCAGAAUUUGAUGUGGAGGUGUCGUGGUCCAGUGGUUCAUUCACUUGACCCUCAAUCCAAGGGUUGACGGUUCGAAUCUCAGCCCGACACUAACGUUCUUUGGCAAAACAUUAAUCCGCAUUUGCCACUCUCCACCCAGGUGUAAAUGGGUACUUGUCAUUCACUGGGUAAUAAUAAUUGCAAGAACGGAGAACAUCGUUGAAGCUGAUGAGGCUUCCCUGCGUAAACAAAAUUAUUAUUAUUAUUAAAUCAAGAAUGUGUGUGCAUGUUGUUGAAGGUAAAGUCUAGAUGCAUGAAUGUUUUGACCACAUAUUUGAUUAAGACCACCAUUUUCAGGUCAUAGUCUGUAAGUUUUGUAGAUCAACUUUUAUCUCCCUCCAAGAGGCAAGAAAGUGUCCAAGUGUACUAGGACUUUUCUUCACUGUCACGAACAAAUGUCGUAUACCAUCAUGUUUUGUAGUAUUCAUUUGCGAAUGUAUGUAAUCAUUAACAUCACCCAAAGUCAAUAUUCAUGUAUAUCUAUAAUAUAGAUCCAGGUGGUUGAUUACUGAUAGUUUCAAUAGCUUUCCAUUUAGUAAACAAGUUUAAUGACUAACGAAUAUCCUAGUAUUACUGAUAUGAAUAGAAGUGCAAUCAUCUUAUUGUUGUACAUAUAUUUUUGUUGGUGUCGAUUCAGACAGACUUUUACUUAUAUCAUUCAUAAGCAAAGCGGUGGAAUGUGAAAGCUAGUCUUAAUACAUGGAGAUAAAACAAGCGACAGUUUGAUUUUGUAUGAUUAUUAUAUGUAUAAUGUGGUGCAAGUAACUAUAAGGGUCCAUUUAUACAUUUUGUGUUGCAUCUCAAAUGCUCAUCUGACGCGUCAGUGUCUGGCAUUCAUUAAAUGAUUGUCAUUAAUUGCGGUCGAUUCACUUUUUUGGUAAUUUUUUUCUAGUUGUUUAUGGGUUCUCAAUCUCACUUCUUACUUGAAUAUGCUAUGUUUAUUAUGUCUUAUACUAUUUAUGUAUGCCUUUCUGUUUUUAUAUAAUCUACUAUGCGAGUGAACUUUCUAAAUGUCACAAUACAAGUUCUAAAGGGAAAUUAAAGGAAUGUUUUCAAAUGUUUCUUGAAAUGUUUGGAAAUUACGGAAAAUUCAAUAUUUAUUGUAUCAAUAUUCUAAUGAAUGAAUUAAAUCAAAGUUCUAAAGAAGGAAAAUGAUGGGAAAUACAAUAUUCCAAUCAGUAUAUUGUAUCAAUAUUCGAAUGAUAAGCAAAGUUCUCUAAAGUGGAAAUAAUUUAGUGAAAAUUUAGGAUAAAUGUGAAAAGAAUAAGGAAUUUACGCCAUUGGAUGGGCUGAUGCCCAUAUUGGCCCGAAUUCACAAAGGAGGUUUGUCGAUAAACCUAGGUUUAUGUGCAUCAUAUGACGCGUUCCAACGCGUUUUUACCGACCAAGGUUUGUAAAGACGCGUCAUAUGUCGCACAUAAACCUAGGUUUGUCGACAAACCUCCUUUGUGAAUUCGGGCCAUUGAGUUUGAAACGCAAUUCUGGUCAAGAAAGGUAAAAGAAUCCAACCGCAUAAAAAGCGAUCAAUCAUUUACUGAAUGGCGACUCUGGCACUUCAUUGUCACCUAUCUUCGCUCUACUGAUCACGAGCCAGUAAACAGCAAGGAAUUGCGUGAAUAAUCAAAACUCCACAGGAGUGGACGAAAGCAAGCCUACUAAAUGUUAAGGUUGGGAGAAGCUUAAACUACGUGUUAUUUUUUUGUUUGUGAAUUACAAAGUAAUCUCCUGUAAAGUGCGAUGCUAUAACCACAGAAUCUAUUCAUCUUUUUUGUUUGUGAAUUACAAUGUAAUCUCCUAUACAGUGCUAUAACCACAGAAACUAUUUCUCUUUUCUCUUUAAAAGAGACAAUUUGAGUAUUUAUCUUUGUUGUAUGUUACUAAUUUAUCUAUUUCCUCUACAGUGUAUUUGCUAAAGAUGUAUAAUGAAGAGAUUAAUAAAGAUAUAUAUGCUUAAAUCAA